Molecule: messenger RNA, 1017 nt
Organism: Ilex paraguariensis (yerba mate)
Lineage: Eukaryota; Viridiplantae; Streptophyta; Magnoliopsida; Aquifoliales; Aquifoliaceae
Source: the annotation of a GenBank genome assembly
AUGAAUUAUACUCUGGGAAUUGUUCAAUACUCUAAUUUGGAUAAUAUUAGUUCUCUUUUCGCCAUACCCAGGGUCCAAAGCAAUGGGCAAUGGUCCUUGUUUUGUCCAAAUGAGACUCCAGGUUUGGCUGAUUGUUGGGGUGAAGAAUUUGGAAAAUUGUACACUCAAUAUGAAAGACAGGGCAAGGCAAAGAAAGUUGUCCAGGCACAGAAUCUCUGGUUUGAAAUUUUGAAGUCCCAGAUAGAAACUGGGACCCCAUACAUGCUAUUUAAGGACACUUGCAAUAGAAAGAGCAAUCAGCAGAAUCUGGGAACCAUCAAGUGGUCAAAUUUGUGUACUGAGAUCAUUGAGUAUACAAGUCCAACAGAAACUGCUGUAUGUAAUCUGGCAUCAAUUGCUCUACCCCGAUAUGUUAGAGAAAAGGGGGUUCCAAUGGAAGCACAACCUUCCAAGCUUGUUGGCAGCAGAGGUUCUAAGAAUAGAUAUUUUGAUUUUGACAAACUAGCAGAGGUUACUGCCGUAGUUACUACAAAUCUUAACAAAAUAAUUGAUGUUAAUUAUUACCCGGUUGAAACUGCACAAAGGUCAAAUUUACGACACAGACCUAUUGGUAUUGGGGUCCAAGGUCUUGCAGAUACUUUUAUAUUGCUUGGCAUGCCAUUUGAUUCACCAGAGGCUCAGAAGCUGAACAAAGACAUAUUUGAGACCGUAUACUACCAUGCUCUAAAGGCUUCAUCUGAGUUGGCUGCCAAAGAAGGCCCCUAUGACACUUAUAUUGGAAGUCCUGUGAGCAAGGGGAUUACUCAACCAGAUAUGUGGGGAGUAACACCUUCAAAUCGGUGGGACUGGGAUGCUGUUCGAGGAAUGAUAGCUAAGAAUGGAGUAAGAAAUUCACUUCUUGUGAAAGUUCUUGAUGAGCAGAAAUUCUUGAUGAGCAGAAAGUUAUUUACAAGACUGUUUGGGAGAUCAAGCAAAGGAUGCUGGUUGAUAUGGCUGUUGAUCGUGGAUGCUACAUAG